AUGCACUUGGCCAGCGAUGUGUCGUCAACCACGGGUCACUACGACCGCACUUACGGCAACUUGACGGCGGAGAUGCUGGCGGAAAGGACUAUAGAUGGGCUCCUUGCGGAACACCCUGGCGAGCUGGUAAGGACCGGGUCCCCGCACGUUGUUUGUACUGUUCUGCCGCCCCACUGGAGAUCGAAUAAAACGCUGCCAGUGGCGUUCAAGGUUGUCGCCCUUGGUGACGUGGGGGAUGGCACCGUGGUGACGGUUAGGGCUGGGAAUGACGAGAAUUAUUGCGCGGAACUGAGAAACUGCAUUGAGUUUAACGAUCUGAGAUUUGUGGGAAGAAACGGCAGAGUGGGNUCCGUACUUUGGACCAACUACCUAGAGAGACACCAUAUCCAGGGGUAUACGUCGCCCAUAUACCACCAGAGAGCUAAUCCUGUCGAGCGACGUAUACAGGAAUUGAAGAAGUCAAUUCGAGCCUUGGUCGAGGAUAGACCAUAUAACUGGCCAGAAAAAUUGCCUAACGCCCUGUACGCGCUGCGAACUCGCACAAACGCUGCCACGGGAACAGCCCCAGCCACAUUGCUAUUCGGCCAAAACCUCAGGCGACCCGGAGACUGGACAAUGCCGGCCGAAGCGCGGCCUCCUAUACAGCCGCACGACGAACGAGUCGCCAGAGCCAGGCAACGGCAAGAGAUGUACCAACAGCAGCUAUUUCCCGAGCCAAGGGAAGCCCAACGACAUUACCAGGUCGGAGACUUGGUAUUAACUAAAACGAGACCCGGCCAAUCGACUUUUGCACCAAAGUGGUCCGGCCCUUACCCAGUGAUCGAAGUAUUAGGCGACGGAGUAUACGUAAUCGACCAGAAUGGGAAUGCACAACCUAUACAUAUCGAUGAUAUCCGUCCAACGCCACCACCCAGGGUCGAGAUUGCAGACGACGACCCCGUAGAGCCGGAUGAACAGCAGCCCGAAGCCGCAGCUCCACUUCCCGAGCGGCAGCCCGUACGCCCUAUACCAACGCCGCCGACACGCGAGAAGUCCCCUGAACUGGCACGUCAAGAGCCGGACCAGUCGCAGUUAGCAGCCCGUACUCCGCCACAAUUUACUGGACGAGAACGGCGAUUCAGCGCCGCACGCCAGGCCGAGCUCGGAAGCCCACGUCGACAAUCACUGGUAAUCGUCAGAUCGCCACAGCCACGGCCCGAGGAAUCCAGCGCGAGCGACGAGCCAGGACCAGCCAUACCACUGCAGCGCGGCCACUCCAACCCAGAGCCGCCUAGUGAACCCGGACCAAGCGGCCUGAACUUAAAAACUUGGUGA
This is a messenger RNA of Anoplophora glabripennis (Asian longhorned beetle), 1314 nucleotides long. RefSeq lists its product as uncharacterized. NCBI's taxonomy places the organism in Eukaryota, Metazoa, Arthropoda, Insecta, Coleoptera, Cerambycidae. Gene Ontology annotation, molecular function: ATP binding; DNA-binding transcription factor activity, RNA polymerase II-specific; RNA polymerase II cis-regulatory region sequence-specific DNA binding. Bases 1 to 1314 code for a protein of 437 amino acids. Gene Ontology annotation, cellular component: nucleus. The transcript has 2 exons. The record is from RefSeq and is a predicted model, not a curated record. Gene Ontology annotation, biological process: regulation of DNA-templated transcription.